Molecule: messenger RNA, 1326 nt
Organism: Monomorium pharaonis (pharaoh ant)
Lineage: Eukaryota; Metazoa; Arthropoda; Insecta; Hymenoptera; Formicidae
Gene: Ppt2
Product: lysosomal thioesterase PPT2 homolog
Exons: 4
Coding region: 64-939 (291 amino acids)
Cellular component (GO): lysosome
Molecular function (GO): thiolester hydrolase activity; palmitoyl hydrolase activity
Source: RefSeq, a predicted model, not a curated record
AAUGCAUUAAAAUUGGUCCAAUUGGUCAAUUAAAGGUUAGCUUUGUGCAGCAUCGAAAAAGCUAUGACAACAAAAAAUUCUGUGAUACAUAUUUAUUUAUUUUUAGUUUAUUUAUUAUUGUAUAAUGAAGCAAAAUCGUAUCACGCUGUUGUUAUUAUUCAUGGAGUUCUCACAGGAAGUGAUACCAUGGAACUCAUUAGCAACAGAAUUCAGGAGAUACAUCCAGGAACUCCAGUCUACAACACCGUUAGGUUUGCAGGAUGGAGUAGCUUGGAACCAAUGUGGCAACAAGUAGAGGAAAUAGGCAUGGAUGUAUUGUCUAUAGGUGCUGCAUUUCCUGAAGGGAUUAAUUUAAUAGGCUAUAGUCAGGGUGGUUUAUUAGCUAGAGCCAUAUUGCAAAGAUUUCCCAUGCAUAAUGUUAGAAAUUUUAUUUCCUUGAGCUCUCCGCAAGCAGGACAAUAUGGAACACGUUUUCUGCAUUUGAUUUUCCCUGAUUUAGUUUGUGAAACUGCUUAUGAACUUUUUUAUUCACGACUUGGGCAACACACCAGUAUUGGAAAUUAUUGGAAUGAUCCUCAUCAUCAAGAAUUAUAUUAUAAAUAUAGCAAGUUUCUACCAUAUGUGAACAAUGAAAUUGAACAUUUUAAUAAUUCUGACUAUAAAGUUGGUUUAACUAAGCUGAAACGUAUGACACUUAUUGGAGGACCAGAUGAUGGCGUUAUUACCCCAUGGCAGAGCAGUCAUUUUGGAUAUUAUGAUAAUAACAAUACUGUGAUAAAUAUGCGUGAUAGAUCCAUUUAUAAAGAUGACGUGAUUGGUCUAAAAACGUUAGAUAAACAGGGCAAACUAAAGAUCAUCACAGUACCCGGAGUUUCUCAUACUGACUGGCAUAAAAAUAUUUCUAUAGUAGAUCAAUUUUUGUUGCCAUAUUUAGAUUAAAUGUAAUGAACUGUAAGUAACAUUGCCAAAUAGUAUAAGAAAAUGUAAGGAAUAUAUUAUUCGAGUGGACAAUUUUUUUCAUGAUAUAUUCAUUGAAUGAUUUUAUAGAUAAUAAAUUUUACUUGCUAUGGGCGACUUGUGUUUUCCACACCUCAGUAUAACUAUUCUCAGUACAUAUCAAUAAUUGAGAUUAUAAAUUUAAAUAUAAAUUUAUUGUUAUAUUUUGUCCCUCGCAUUUUAUAUUAAAAUAGAUUAAUAUGAAGGAUACAUGACAUAUCUGCACACAUGCGUUUGCUCACUUUUUUGUGUGCGCAUGUGUAUAUAGCAACAAAAAAUUAAUGUAUCAUAUAAACAAGUAUAUAAUUUAUAAAUAAUAUGCUUGCAAAA